Molecule: messenger RNA, 276 nt
Organism: Dentiscutata heterogama
Lineage: Eukaryota; Fungi; Glomeromycota; Glomeromycetes; Diversisporales; Gigasporaceae
Source: the annotation of a GenBank genome assembly
AUGGUUGGACAGAAUAUUAACUACAAGAAAAUUGAGGAAAUUGAGGAAAUUGGCAGUGAAUAUAGUGAAAAAAUUCCUGCAACUAUACAAAAACCCACUACACUGUGUGUUAUAAUUGAUAAUUAUUAUGAAGAGAUACGUUGCUGUAAUAGAAUCAGCAAUAAGAGAUUGCAAGAACUUAUUGUUGGAUCUUUUUGUGAACGACCCAAGCUUGUAUCAUAUUUGCAUGCUAUUCUUCAUGCUGCAAAUGUAGUAGCAUACUCAAAAGAUUAUGAG